AUUUCUGGUCGACAGCUUGUAUGGUAUUUCCGUCCGUGUCUUUCCUGCAGUGUAGUGCAAAGGUCUUUUAGCUCCGCUAUAGGAUCUUUGGUGUAGUGCGAUUUCCCCUGGGCCGGCCUGGUGCUGGUGGGUGGUUUGCAGGCGAUGAUGAAGGUGGUCGCUGCUCUUGCAGCGCUCGCUGGCUGCGGUGCCCGGAACGUGCUGCGGGCGGCUCGAGAGCCCGGUCAGCGCGCGCUGCUCUGCCCAGAUCCCCGGGCUCGGGCAGCGCGAGGCGACCACGCUCCCGGGCUCAGGGUCCGGGGUUCCCGGGACUGCAGCAGCGAGCAUAUGGAGAGGUGCACGGCGGAGGAACCAGGUUCUAUUUACCAGCCAGUGUUUAACAUUGAUGUUUUGGUGGCUUUGUUACGCCAAGAAAAUGCCAACGAAAUAUGCGUUAUCAAACUUCCUACAGAAAUAAAGUAUGCUGAUUAUUUUAUUGUUGUAAGUGGAACUUCUGCAAGACAUUUACAAGCCAUGGCACAGUAUGCAGUAAAAGUGCAUAAACACUUGAAGAGAGAAGAGAAUUACCAUGUUCACAUUGAAGGGAAAGAUACCGAUGAUUGGAAGUGCAUAGAUUUUGGGAACAUCAUUGUACACUUUAUGCUACCUGAAACCAGGGAAAUCUAUGAACUGGAGAAACUCUGGACUUUGCGUUCCUACGAUGAUCAGUUGGUUAAAAUACCCUUGGAAAUUCUUCCAUUGGAUUUUAUAUAUGAACCAACCAAUGACUUGGAGCAAAAAUAGAGCAACUUCAAAAGGACUGAAAUACAGAAGAAUGAAAUGGUCUUGAACCACUGUGCUGUGACUCAAUGACAGAGUGGAAGAAGAAUCUGUUAAGAGCAAGAUGAAUAAAAGAGGUUGUUUUUUUGAACGAACUGUGAAUUGAACACAUCUAAAAACUAAAGUUGUUGUAUAAUUUAAAAAUUCACAAGGGCCAACUGAGUGACUUGACAUAAACAAAAUAAACCUCUCAUGAGAUAUA
Messenger RNA from Amblyraja radiata (thorny skate), 1021 nucleotides. It is a transcript of the gene malsu1, whose product is annotated as mitochondrial assembly of ribosomal large subunit 1. Gene Ontology annotation, molecular function: ribosomal large subunit binding. The transcript has 4 exons. Lineage: Eukaryota; Metazoa; Chordata; Chondrichthyes; Rajiformes; Rajidae. Bases 145 to 783 code for a protein of 212 amino acids. The record is from RefSeq and is a predicted model, not a curated record. Gene Ontology annotation, biological process: negative regulation of ribosome biogenesis; negative regulation of translation. Gene Ontology annotation, cellular component: mitochondrion.